This is a messenger RNA of Musca vetustissima, 1074 nucleotides long. RefSeq names its product fibroblast growth factor receptor-like 1. The transcript has 4 exons. NCBI's taxonomy places the organism in Eukaryota, Metazoa, Arthropoda, Insecta, Diptera, Muscidae. Bases 1 to 1074 code for a protein of 357 amino acids. The record is from RefSeq and is a predicted model, not a curated record.
AUGGUUAGAAAAAUUAAGAAAAUUUGUUUCUAUCAACAUUCCAUACGAUUUGCAAUAAUUUUAAAUUUAUUAAUUACGCAUAGUGGACUUGGUCCGACCACAGCAUUAUUUGUUGAUUAUGCUGAUAACACCGAACUGAUUCAAGAUGUACCCGGUCAAAAUAUAACACUUCAAUGCGGUACCAAUGGUCUUAUAAAUGAUGGGAAAGACAAUGGCAUCAAGUACCUGUGGUAUUUUAUGCAAUGCGGUGAAAAUUCUGGCGGAGUAGUCAACUGUUAUCAUUCGGUGAAUGACGAUGAUUGGACCCAAUUGCCGUGUGAGGAUAAUUUUUGCAAACCCGAUUUGCAAUUGAAAAAUGUUACCGAAAAAUACUCGGGCCUAUACAAAUGUACUGUGGUGCCCCAGGUGGGUAGUAGUAUUGUGGAUAUCAAAUUAGUGCGAACCUAUCAAUUGGAUAUACGAAAUACCUCACAAAAGAUUCCCGAAUUUCUGGAUGGUUACCCGUUGAAUAACACCAUUACCUUGGGAUUUCAGGCUGUCUUCCAGUGUCGUGUCUAUUGUGAGGAGUAUCCAACAAUUAAAUGGUUUCGUCGACUUCCCGAACGUAACAAAUUUACCGAAUAUGACAGUUUACAUUCCAUUGUCCAUUAUAAUGGACGAGCCUAUGAAUUGUUGACAUCGGCUGGAGAAAAACCCCUGGGACAUGAUAUUUAUCUAAGUAAACUUAUUUUGAAUAAGGUACAGCCACAUGAUGAGGGAUUCUAUGCCUGUGUGGCAAUCACUGUUCAUGGUCAUAGUAUUCGUGAGGCAUAUCUGCAGGUGGAUACUAGCGAAUAUGAUGAUGGGUCGCCGGCUUAUUGGUCAGAUUAUAGCGAAGAGACUGGGGAAAAUAACGAUGAUGAUGCCACAAGUGAUCCAAGUGAAUUUUGGUUACUCUUUCUAAUGCCCUUGGGCCUAGCCUUACUACCACUUACAGUUUGGCUUUGUUAUCUUGCACAUAAACGUUGCAGAACUGCCAGCAGUAAUUCCGAAGAACUGCUUUCAAUUGAUCAUCAACGUAUGUUAAGGAAAUAA